Messenger RNA from Cricetulus griseus (Chinese hamster), 3695 nucleotides. The record is from RefSeq and is a predicted model, not a curated record. Lineage: Eukaryota; Metazoa; Chordata; Mammalia; Rodentia; Cricetidae.
CUUUCCCGGGACCACAAUUCCCAGAGACUUGACUUCGCGGCUUUUCUCUCGGUGUCGUGUCUCUCUUGGCGCUGGCUAGGCUAGUAGGGCCACAGCGACGACGUGGUCUGUCGUGUCCAGUGUCAGGGUGUACUCUUCUGCCGGGCUUUCUGUUGUUUCAGCCACUUUUGCCGGACAGACCGUCGCGGCUGGCCUGAGCGGUGACCUGGCGACACACACAAGCUAAGACAUAUGGUUCUAUCUUCAGAAAACAAUAUGGUGUUUAUAGCCUAGAUAUGUAGGUAACCUUUCCAGAGAUGUGACAGAAGUCCUUAUACUCCAGUUAUUCAGUCAGAUCGGACCCUGUAAAAGCUGUAAAAUGAUAACAGAGCAACCCGAUAGCAGAAGGGUCAACUCUUCUGUUGGAUUUUCUGUUUUGCAGCAUACAAGCAAUGAUCCAUAUUGCUUUGUGGAAUUUUAUGAACACAGAGAUGCAGCUGCUGCAUUAGCUGCUAUGAAUGGGAGAAAAAUUUUGGGAAAGGAGGUCAAAGUAAACUGGGCAACAACACCAAGUAGCCAGAAAAAAGAUACUUCCAAUCACUUCCAUGUGUUUGUUGGGGAUUUGAGUCCAGAAAUUACAACAGAAGAUAUCAAAUCAGCAUUUGCCCCCUUUGGUAAAAUAUCGGAUGCCCGGGUAGUUAAAGAUAUGGCAACCGGAAAGUCCAAAGGCUAUGGUUUUGUAUCUUUUUAUAACAAACUGGAUGCAGAAAAUGCAAUUGUGCAUAUGGGGGGUCAGUGGUUGGGAGGUCGACAAAUCAGAACCAAUUGGGCCACACGUAAACCACCUGCCCCUAAAAGUACACAAGAAACUAACACUAAGCAGUUGAGAUUUGAAGAUGUAGUAAACCAGUCAAGUCCAAAAAAUUGCACUGUGUACUGCGGAGGAAUUGCUUCUGGGCUAACAGAUCAGCUUAUGAGACAAACAUUUUCACCAUUUGGACAAAUUAUGGAAAUUAGAGUUUUUCCAGAGAAGGGCUAUUCGUUUGUCAGAUUUUCAACUCAUGAAAGUGCAGCCCAUGCCAUUGUUUCUGUGAAUGGUACUACAAUCGAAGGACAUGUGGUUAAAUGCUAUUGGGGUAAAGAAUCUCCUGAUAUGACUAAAAACUUCCAACAGGUUGACUACAGUCAGUGGGGCCAGUGGAGCCAAGUGUAUGGAAACCCUCAACAGUAUGGGCAGUAUAUGGCAAAUGGGUGGCAAGUGCCUCCCUAUGGUGUAUAUGGGCAGCCAUGGAACCAGCAAGGAUUUGGAGUAGAUCAAUCACCUUCUGCUGCUUGGAUGGGUGGAUUUGGUGCUCAGCCUCCUCAAGGACAAGCUCCUCCUCCUGUAAUACCUCCUCCAAACCAAGCUGGGUAUGGAAUGGCAAGUUUCCCAACACAGUGAGCUGGGACUCUAAACACAAUUGUAACUCACCAUAGGCUGCAGUUUCCUGUGACACUCUGAAGACAUGAAAAGUAAACAUCGGAAAGUGAAAAUAUUUAUUUUAAAAAUUGAAAUGUUGGAACCUUUAGCACAGCUUUGCUUGGUGAAGGACACGUGUCUUCUAGUUCUGCCUUUUUAAGUUUUUGUUCAUGAUGGAUAUGAACAUGAUUUUUCUUUGUGUACAAAAACUAAAAUAAAGUCAAUAAAGACAAUUCUGACUAAAUUUUGAUAUAAUAGGAGAAAUGGGUAAUACGUUUUGAUUCUUAGACACUAUUCCGUUUUUAUCUUGCUGUUCAGUAUUUUAACUCACUGUGUUUUUAAAAGAGCAAAAAAGGGAGUAUCGUGAAAAACUGCGAAUCGCAUCAGUCCAUCCUGAAUUCUGAUACUCCCCUCCCAUCCCCUGAGGUGGACCGCAUUGAAGUUAGCAGGAAAAGUGUGAUUUCAGAAGAAAUACAUGAUGUGGGAAUCGCUGUGGAAGAAAUACUUAUUUCUCUCUCUGUUAAAGAAACUGAAGCCAGACUGACAGCUUGCAACCUAAAUAAGGAACAGCAUCGUAGGAGUUCCUUGAGAGAAUGUUGGUGGUCCACAUUAAUACAUAUUUUUAAAACCUUCAAAGUGUUGGUUAUCAAAAAUGUAGUAUAUUACAUUUCAUUUUGGGGGAAAAUUCCAAGUAUGGUGUUUAUAUUAAAGUCAGACAGUCAUACUUGUGCUUUUACAUGGAGUUUAAAUGAUAAACAUUGUAAAUAUUGAAUAACUACAGUGUUUCAAAAGCAUGCUUCAACAUAGAAGUAGCAGCAAUGUAAUUAUUCGAGGUGACAAGUAACAUACAUCCUCACUGCAGUGAGUGCAGUGCUCAGUAACAAUGUUUAAGACUGGCAUUUUCAAAGUUGGCCAUGUAAAAUUAAAAUGACACAAAUGACUACACAGAAGAAGCCUUAAUUUAAUUUCAUACAAAUCUUUUGAUGGAUUAGUAUAUUCUAAAUUGUAAAUGGAAGUUAGAUUUGGGUUUUGGGGUCUUUUUUUUUUCCUUUUUUCUUUUUUCUGUAUUUGGUACACAAUACCUUGAUUAAAACCUAGUGAAAUGAUUUCAAGGUUCCUAUAAGUUGUAUAGCACAAAUGUUUUUUAAAAAUCUUGGGAUGUUUUUAAAAAUAAGAUAUAUUUUGCCCAAGAAUUUUUUUAACAAGAUUGCUAAAAUAUCUUUAGACAGCUUGAUGUACCAAUUUAUAAUUGGAUAUUCAAUUUAAGUCUAUACAAAGUUGUUACUUUUAUUCCUAAUUUGUUCUUUUUUCUUGUGGGGAGUGUGUGGGUGACAAGCCUGAACAGGCCUGAGUUGUAUGUGUGCAGUUUGUAAAUGAAUCAAUGCGUUGGGAAGGUGCAGGAGUUCCAGUUGUGCUUCCACGGCCUUUUUCAGUCUAUGUGGAUACAGUCUGCCUCAUAUUUCUUUAAAAUGGGAAUGUGACAUAGAUAGAAUCCUGUGUGUUUCAGUUGUGACAGCUAGGGGGUGCAAAUGUUCUGGGAGUGUAUUCAACCUGUUGGCCUGUGUAUGCACAAGAGCAAACAACCCCAACAGUUCAGUGGUACAGGAGGCAAAAUAUAGCUAGUUUCCACACUCAGCCAUCGAAGUCAAAGAUUAAGAUAAUGUGGUUUUAGAUAUUGAUGACCACAAAAAUUCUAUUUCCUCCUUUCUUCACUUAGAAAUAUAGCCAAAUGUAUUCAGCAUAAAAAUUUACAGGGUCUGAAGUUCAUUUUUGAGCCAAAAUCUUAAUGUACCUCAGUUUUUUGGGGGGUUUUUUGUUUUUGUUUUUUUAAACCACAGCAUCUCUGUGUUGUACUUGUCUAUGACUACAUAGACUGGUUUCUUCUGGUCCUCCUACCUUUGGGGGAUGUUCUGGAAAAGGUACUUUAUAUUUUAUAAGAAGAAAACAAGAAGCUAUAUUCUGCCCCAAGUUAAGAUUUUCAUUAACCUUUAUGAAACUCAAACAUCCUAAAGAUUUUCUAAGUUGAUGAAUUGAUAAGAGCUUAUUAAAUUAAAAUUUCAGUUUGCGUUCUUUUUUCCCCUCUGCCAGUAAACUGUGGCUUAUUGAAAUAAGUAAUGGCCAACUCUAGCUGUAGUCUUUUCUGUUAUAUAUUCUGUGAUUUAAUAAAAUUAUCCAGACUAGUUACAUUGCCAUAGUGAGCAUGUGACUGACAUGUCUUAAUUUGGAUGAGGAAAAAAAAAAAAAGGUUUCUUAAUAA